Salmo salar (Atlantic salmon) is the source of this 2569-nucleotide messenger RNA. Its product is annotated as coronin-1C-A. Gene Ontology annotation, molecular function: actin filament binding. Lineage: Eukaryota; Metazoa; Chordata; Actinopteri; Salmoniformes; Salmonidae. Gene Ontology annotation, biological process: actin filament organization; neural crest cell migration. The record is from RefSeq and is a predicted model, not a curated record.
UGUCCAAAAAUGCCUGGGCAAGCCACAACUGAGGCGGGGAUAGGGGGAGGGCGUUGUAUCCGGUGCAGCACUGACAGUGGAAAAGAGAGCACAGGCGAGUUGUCAGCGGCUUCAGCUGGAUAAACGUCGGCAGUCCUAUUUUACAUAAUUCAACAGUCAGGGAUAUAUUUUUUUUUACUUUGAUCUGGAAGAUAUGUUCAGGCGAGUUGUGCGAGCGAGCAAAUUCCGUCAUGUCUUCGGCCAGGCGCUGAAGAAUGACCAGUGCUACGACGACAUCAGAGUGUCGAGGGUCACAUGGGACAGCUCGUUCUGCGCCGUCAACCCCAAGUUUGUCGCUAUCAUCAUAGAGGCCAGCGGCGGCGGGGCCUUCCUGGUCCUCCCUCUUCACAAGUCGGGCCGCAUUGACAAGGCCUACCCCACAGUGUGUGGUCACACGGGCCCUGUACUGGACAUCGACUGGUGCCCCCACAAUGACCAGGUCAUCGCCAGCGGCUCGGAGGACUGCACGGUCAUGGUGUGGCAGAUCCCUGAGAACGGGCUGGUUACCGGCUUGUCUGAGCCUGUGGUGGUCCUGGAGGGACACUCCAAAAGGGUUGGCAUCAUCACAUGGCACCCCACGGCACGCAACGUCCUGCUCAGUGCUGGCUGUGACAACCUGGUCAUCAUCUGGAACGUGGGGACGGGCGAGGCCAUGAUCCAGUUGGAGGACAUGCACCCUGACGUCAUCUUCAGCGCCUGCUGGAACCGCAACGGCAGCCUCAUCUGCACCGCCUGCAAGGACAAGACCAUCCGCGUCAUCGACCCCCGCAAGGAAGAGAUUGUAGGGGAGAAGGAGAAGGCACACGAGGGGGCGCGGCCCAUGAGGGCCAUCUUCCUGUCGGACGGGAACGUCUUCACCACAGGCUUCAGCCGUAUGAGUGAGAGACAGCUAGCCCUGUGGAACCCGCAAGCCAUGGAUGAGGCCAUCUCAGUGCAUGAGAUGGACACCAGCAAUGGAGUCCUCUUGCCCUUCUAUGACCCAGACACCAAUGUGGUUUACCUGUGUGGUAAGGGUGACAGCAGCAUUCGCUACUUUGAGAUCACAGACGAAGCCCCAUUUGUCCACUACCUCAGCACCUUCACCACCAAGGAGCCCCAGAGGGGAAUGGGAUACAUGCCCAAGAGAGGCCUGGACGUCAACAAGUGUGAGAUCGCCAGGUUUUAUAAACUGCACGAAAGGAAGUGUGAACCGAUCAUCAUGACUGUGCCAAGAAAGUCUGACCUGUUCCAGGACGACCUGUACCCAGACACGGCAGGACCAGACUGUGCCAUUGAGGCGGAGGAUUGGUUCGAGGGGAGGAACGGCGAGCCCAUCCUCAUUUCCCUGAAGAACGGUUACGUCCCUGGCAAGAACCGCGACCUCAAGGUGGUCAAGAAGAACAUCCUGGACAACAAGCUGAGCAAGAAUGCGGAGAACACGGGCACAGUCAACAAGUCUGCCUCAUCCACUCCAUCCAUAAAAAACGAAGGCAAGCUGGAAGAGAUCUUGAAAGAAAUCAAAUCCCUCAAGGACCUGGUCAGCAGUCAGGAGAAGCGAAUCAUCCAACUCGAGGAGCAGAUGUCCAAGAUCGCCAUUUAAGGACCCUCCACUCGCCCCGCCACAAUUCAGGACGAUCCGUUGGCUGGGAGGUGGGCGGGACACGUCACUGGCAAUCUAGAUGACAGUGUUCCGCCUGAAACCUGCCUAGUAACGAUCCCAAGCAGCAUUCCGAGAUUAACUUUUUUCUUAGCCAGCCCCUAACCCUCAGAUAAAACAGAUGAAAUAUGGCAAACCAUUCCAUUCCUUUUAAUAAGUGGCAGUUUUGUUUGUAUGAAAAUUCUUACAUAUUCCUUUUAAGAUUGUGACCAAGAAAAUUCCAAUGUGAACAGUUCCUAUUUGGGUAAACCAAAAAUGUUUUUAUAUGUAGGUAUCAGUAUUUUGUCUCCCCCAUACCCCAACUUCUUGUCUUGCCAAAUUUUUAAGGGGUUUUGUUUACACACCUCCUUGACAGUAUAUAUUUUUUCUUUUGUUUUCACUUUGUUUUCUGGGAAGAUUCAAAAUCCGAACUAUAAGGGACAAUGCAAUAAGCUGGUAAUGCAAGGAGAGGGAUUUCAACAAUCAAUCAAAUACUGUAAAAGACAUCAAUGAGAAACUGACUGACAGACCAAACACAAUUGAUCCUGAUGUAUCAUAGAGCUUUUAGAUAUCAAAGACAGCAGAAGUACUGAGGUAUACAAGUGGUGACAUGAUUCAUGCUGUAAGUGUUGUGUGAAGGUUCCUUUUUGUCCCCCUGGAACUCAACUCUAACCUCUCCUCUUAGUGGACUACAUCGUAACGGGACCACUGUCUGUACACUUGCUACCAUCUCCUGACCAGAGUUAAUGCAUGCCAUAGAUAUUCUACUCAAGAGAAAUUAUCCACUGUUCAUUCUCUAUCUUUGAUCUCUAGCUUGUCUUACUAAGCAAGCAGCAAACAAAGUCCUUUCAUAUCAUUUGAUACCUUCUAUAACGUGUGUAUGCAUCUAUCACAGUAAACAACUUGAACAACGUU